This is a messenger RNA of Enterobius vermicularis (human pinworm), 417 nucleotides long. The record is from the annotation of a GenBank genome assembly. Lineage: Eukaryota; Metazoa; Nematoda; Chromadorea; Rhabditida; Oxyuridae.
AUGUUGACCUCGGAAUGGAUCACUGAACUUCAUCCUUUGACAGACUUGCAGGUGCUUUACGGGCACCAAAAUGGUGAUGAUGGUGAUGGUGGCAGCGAUGGUAGUGACGAGGGAUUGUUCCUACAAUCUAUCGUGCAAAGGUUGCUUACCGAUGCAUGCGAGCUACUCGACUGCCAUCAUCAGUAUUACCGUCAGAUAGAUGAGUUCUGUUAUUCACUAGCUUCACUUUUUCUCAGAACUCUUAACAGUGAUGUGGGUGUAAUUGAUUUGUCUUAUUUGCUUGUACUAAAAGUCUGGUUUUGGAGAGUUGAAAAUCAACAUGUUGACUUCUUCACCCUGGUUUACCGUACUGACAGGCUGAUUGACUGGUUGUCUUCGUUGACACGGCUAAGUGCUGCAAAAUAUUACUUAAUUUAA